This is a messenger RNA of Photinus pyralis (common eastern firefly), 1203 nucleotides long. It is a transcript of the gene MKP-4, whose product is annotated as dual specificity protein phosphatase MPK-4. The record is from RefSeq and is a predicted model, not a curated record. Lineage: Eukaryota; Metazoa; Arthropoda; Insecta; Coleoptera; Lampyridae. The transcript has 2 exons. Gene Ontology annotation, molecular function: protein tyrosine/serine/threonine phosphatase activity. Gene Ontology annotation, biological process: protein dephosphorylation. Bases 73 to 1026 code for a protein of 317 amino acids. Gene Ontology annotation, cellular component: nucleus.
AACGAAAAACCAACAAAAACAUUAAAAAAAUGUAAUUAUUAUUAUAUUUAAAUUGUGAUUAUAAUAAUAAAAAUGUCUGGUGCUGUAUACGAUGGUGAUACUCAAGAUGUUAUACACUCUUUAUAUAAUUCUGGCCCAAUUAGUGUUAGCACAAUUGAACCACAAUUUUUACUUGGAAAUCUAUCAGCGGCAACUGAUAUAAAUACGUUAAUGAAGUACAAAGUAACUCAUAUUUUAACAAUCGAUACGUGUCCUCUGCCCCGUCAAAUCUUAGAACUGAAGCACAUAACUACAAAGUUUAUACAACUCUCCGAUUUACCAAAAGAAGACCUACUCAAGUAUCUAGAUGACACCAAAGAGUUUAUAACUAGUGGCCUUGCACAUGGUGUUGUGCUAGUUCAUUGUUAUUAUGGAGUUUCACGUAGUGCGACAGUGGUCCUAGCUUACAUUAUGCACAAGUAUCACUUAUCUUACAGUGCAGCAUUUGAGAAAGUGAGAAGUAAAAGAUCAAUUGUAUGUCCGAACCAAGGAUUUGUAUCACAGUUAAAGCUCUACAGGGAAAUGGGUUACAAGAUUGACAAGAACCAUUUGAAAUACAAACUGUAUCGUCUACAAAUCGCAUCCGACAAGGUGAAGAGGACCAAAAUUUUACCUCAAGACUUCUUCGACUUGAUAAAACCAGAUCCUGGACUCGUACGGAUCGAACCCGAACCGAACUGCUACCGUUGCAAGAAAUGCAGGCGAGUCGUGGCUUGUGAGUCGAAUUUAAUAACUCAUCAAGAUCUAGAGUCGUCGAGUAGCUGCAGUAAGACUUACUUCCUAGAGCCACUGUCGUGGAUGAGCAGCAUAACGCAAACGACCCAGGGAAAGCUGCACUGUCCUAAGUGUAAAACAAAACUUGGUGCUUUUAGUUGGGUCAUGGGGUGUCAUUGUCCCUGUGGAUCACAAGUUGCACCCGCUUUUUACCUAACACCCUCAAAAGUCGAUUGGACUAAUGUUGUUAAGAACGUGGAAGUUACCAUCUAAGGCUGAGCAAAUGUACCAUUUUGUAAAAGGUCGCUUUUAUUAAAAUUGUGCUGUACUAUUUAACAGUAUUAGAAUAGUUCCUAAUGUUCUUUGUUUGUAAUUUUACAAUUUACCAAAUCACUUAUUGACGUUUGUGUUGUUAAAUUUUAUCACAAGAAUAUACCAUUUUGAAAUCGU